AUGCCCAAAUUUAAGGGAAAAAUUAGCGAUAGAGGAAAAUGGGACGAAAAUAAAAUGAAAGAAGCUGUUAAAAAUGUGAUGGAAGGCAAGUUAUCUGUAAGACAAGCGGCAGACAGGUUUGAUGUACCAAGAAGCUCACUUCACGAUCGCCUAAAAGUUUUGAAAAGUGGCAAAGAGGUUGCUUUUUACCCGAAGUUGGGGCGAUUUGAAUCCACAUUUUCUGAAAACUUUUCUAUGCAACUAUAUGAGCACGUUAAAGAACUGGACAAUCGUCUUAUGCCAUUGAGUAGGAAGGAGUUUUUAAAAUUAUCGUUUGAUUUGGCAGAAAACCUCAAUAUCCUUCAUAGAUUUAAUAAAGAGAAGGGAGUCGCAGGAAAGGACUUUUUUACAGUUUUAGAAAAAAAUAUCCGAAUAUUGUUUUGA
This is a messenger RNA of Parnassius apollo (apollo), 423 nucleotides long. NCBI's taxonomy places the organism in Eukaryota, Metazoa, Arthropoda, Insecta, Lepidoptera, Papilionidae. The record is from the annotation of a GenBank genome assembly.